Messenger RNA from Kockovaella imperatae, 3161 nucleotides. RefSeq lists its product as hypothetical. The coding region runs from base 76 to 2994 and encodes 972 amino acids. The record is from RefSeq and is a predicted model, not a curated record. Lineage: Eukaryota; Fungi; Basidiomycota; Tremellomycetes; Tremellales; Cuniculitremaceae. The transcript is spliced from 5 exons.
GGUACCAUCUCUUCGUUGCAGCAGAGCAAACAGCCCCUCUCCUAUCGCACCGACCAGCUCGCUCCCCCCUUCCCAAUGGCCGCCAUCCAUAUGCAGGCGGCGGCUCCACCGCCCCGUCCACCUAUGGAUCGCUCCGCUUCCUUUGAUCAAACCCGCUCACGAUCAGCUCAAAGCUAUCACUCGACAUCCCGUUCCUCUUCUCCCGCCGUCAGACCUCAGACCUACGCCCACGCAGCGUCUGGCAGUCAAUCUCUUUCACACUCUCGGACAAACUCCAGUGCAUCCGGUUCAGCGUCCUCUUCACCCUACGUCCACUCUCAGCCAUUUGGCGCACCCAACUACUUUCCUCAACCACCACCACGACCUUCACUACCAUCAUCCAUGUACUCCCUUCCUCACUCACAAUCAUGGUCCACCACUGCCUUGCCGACUAACUCUUUCUAUCCACCUCCCAUGCUACCCCCUUAUGGCCAUCAACAGGUCUAUCCCAAUUACGCUCAGACACCAGCCGAAUUCGCAGCUUGGGCCAACGCGUAUCACCACAUGAUGGCUGCCUCCAUGGCUGCGAGCGGUGAUUAUGCCAAUGGACAAGGUAUGCCUCCCCCACCAUUGACAGAAUUCGGCGGCGGAGGAGGAGCAGGAGGAGGAGGAGAUAGGAAACGCACACAUUCAGGACCAUCGCAAUCUCAUGGAUACAACCAACACGUUCUGCAUCAGCAUCAUCACCCUUACGACGCUCAGUAUGACCACCAUGGCAUGUCUCACCCUUCCAAAUCGAUAUCGGGACCAAGUCACGUCCAUGGACACGGUGGUCCGCACCCAUACAAGAAGAACGACAUCAAACCGGCCAAGGAGAACAUUCCCACCGUUCCAAAAUCCACUUCUACCCCUGCCUUCCCGACCUAUCCUUCACGACUCUCUUCUGACAGUUCAGAAUCUUUUGAGCAUCAUCAUCAGCAGCAUCAUCACCAUCAUCGCCAAUCAUCUAUGGAUUCACCAUCUUCAUCUAUACAUGCUCAACGCCCACCCAUCGCUCCGAGAAAGGAUUCCGCGCACAUGGAUCGAUCCAAGUUGUCUACCUCACCCGCUCCAUCCGUCAGAAGCUCCACCUCUCCCGCACCGACCAUCAAGGCGGUGACUUCAAACCAACAGUCUCAACCCCUGCAUUCGGGUCCUAUCGCAAACGGGACCAAUACGCCUCAACCAACUCACGCGUCAAGACCCUCUCCGCUGUCCCAACAUGCUACCGCGGUCGCACCAACGCCCGCGUCUCCGCCUGAAAAGGUCAAGAAUGGCCUGAAGAGUCGACUGAAAAAGGCGCUGGAGAAGGACGCAGCGGCAUCGAGCAAAAAAUCCUCCUCCUCCUCCUCCUCCUCCUCCGCCGCCGCAGCACCGUCAGCCAUCACGAAGCAAACACAUGCAAACUCUCCGUCCCUCAAUUCCAAUCACUCCGUCACUCCACCCACUACCCCACCCCAAGCUUCGGAUCUCGCGACGCCAUCUGCCCCUUUCACCGUCGCUCAUCCACAAGCGAUGGGGAGCGAGAUAUCCGUUGCGUAUACUGAACGGACAGCGACUGGUGCGCCGUCAUUCAGUGAACUGAACCAAUCUGGAGGUAAAAAGCGAAGCUUGUUCAGGAUGAGAAACAUGUCCACGGAUAACAUUUCGUUGAGCUCUACGGUCAGUUCGGCCAGUAUGAUGAUCAGAAAGAUGGGAAGCUUGGGCAAACUCGCGAGACGAAACAGCCUCAUGGGGAUCUCUAAAAUCUUCAAAGACAAGCCGAAAGAUGAAGACGCUGCGCUACCUGAGAAGGAGGCCAAAAUGUCAAAGAAGGACAAGAAGGCGGCGAAAAAGGCCGCCGCUGCAGCAGCAGUAGCAGGUGGUAAAGGUCAAGCAGCGCCUGUGGAGUUGUCUCAUGCCACGGCGGAGCAAGAUCGCUUCGCGGCCGGGUUGACCGAAGCGGAACGGGAAGAAGAAGAUCGCGUACUUGCCGGUCUCUCGCCUGCUGCCAAAUUGGCUCGACAGCAUACGCUUCGAUCCAAAGCGGAGGCUUCUGAACGCGAGGCUCAGCGUUUGAGCCAGAUCUCCACGACUUCUUCGGAUGUAUCUGGUGAACUUGCCUGGGAUUACAACAAGGCGAAUCGAAAUGGAGGUGUAUUGCCUCCCAUCUCUAGCGUCACCGAGGAAUCUGGUCCGGUCUACUCCCCCUCCGGAACCAUUGUCCGCGUUGCGUCUCGUCAGCCGCCUAAUCUCGUCCAUGCUGUCGCGGUCUCUGAACAUGAAUACGAUUCUGCGGACGAUUCGUCCGAUGGUGAAACUGUCGAAGAUGUCACGCUUCAUCUUGCUAAUGCGAGAUUGAGUGAUGGCGCUGCGGAUAGAGCGUUUAGAGAAGCUUGGGGCAACGCAUGGAUCGACAAGAAUGCCGUGCCGAGGAAGGGUAUCUUGAAGAACGCCCUCUCUUCGGAAGAUCUCGAAGCUACUGCUCGUCGUCAACGGUCAAGCUCCGCAGCUGAUCACACGGCUCAUUUGACUCGUGGACCCAUGUCGUCUCCGAAUAUCAACGCCGACAAAAUUGACGGUCUGGAUCACACUACUCGUACCGAACACCUGAUGACUGCUUCUCCCACACCUGCAUCGCCAGCCGACUCCCUGUCUGGAAGUCUCUCCACCGGCCCAGAUGGCCAGCACUUCCCAUACCAGAAUCCCGCGCACAACACGUCGGCUCCGACGCUCUCCUUGCUGGGUUCUAGUAAACCACUUGUCCCGCGAGCGUUGACCGCACCGACACCCGCUAAGCGGAGAAUCAUCUGGGCCCCGGCGUGCGCCGUGUACUCGACGUACGAUUCGGGAACAUAUGAUAGACGGAGUGGACCUGCUACGUGUAAUCAAUUGACUCCAGAAUUGGCCAUGCAAAUCAAGCAGGAACUCAACGCGUUCAAACUGGAGAUGCCGAUUCAUCCUGCGUCGCGUGAUAACACACAUUACUUUGCAUGAGCCUAGCCACACUGUCUUCUCCGAGACGACUCUCAUGUUGCAUGGAAUACGACUCAACGACUCUGAGAGGCAUUGUUCGAUCGCCUUUCUUGUAACCUGUCGACGGACCAGAUAUCACCCAAUCUGUACACAAAAACGGUUUACGCUGCUCAGUCAACCUCCUCUUA